GACCCAGACCAUUGACCGAUCCAGUUGGGAUUAGACGUCGACAUAUAUCUCGGCUGAUUAAUGGAUUGAGCACGAUCCAACGUCAGGGAAUCGCCCGACGUGUUGAUGCUUCAACGAUUAUACACAGAGAGUUCCAAUGGAUGAUUCCUAGAAUCUGCCGUAAAUCUGGAGGACGGGUGACUGAUGAUUGACUGCUCACCUUCGCUUCCCUUAAACCUUUUAUGUGCAGUAGUCUAUUCCUGAGGAACCUAGAAGAGCACGCGAAUCUCGACCUGUGCUCCGAUGACCUAAAGUUCUUUGAGCCUGACUGUUACAUAUAAGGGGCCAGAGGAAAGAGAUGGGUCUUCCCAGCGAUGAUCCGGUGAUCAUACGAGAGCCGGAGAACGCCGGAGAUCCGUCCGUCAUCACCAUCAGUUGUCCGGAUAAGACUGGCCUUGGUUGCGACCUUUGUCGCGUGAUCCUCUUCUUCGGUUUGAGCAUUGUUAGAGGAGAUGUGAGCACGGAUGGGAAGUGGUGUUUUAUUUUGUUCUGGGUAGUGGAGGGGCGGGCCGGUGCUUCUGAGACAAGGUGGGGAUUGCUAAAGAAAAGGUUGUUGGAGGCUUGCCCAGUGGCUACGUCAGCUUCUGAGAUCUAUAAUUCUUUCUAUAGUCAGCAGGAAAUUAUGGCGGUGGAGAAGCAGCCGCAGGUUUACUUGCUCAAGUUUUCUUGUUACGACCGGAUGGGGUUGUUGCACGAUGUGACAAUGGUGCUAUGUGAACUGGAACUCACAAUAAGGAGGGUAAAUGUUUCCACCACUCCAGAUGGGAGAGUCAUGGACCUCUUUUUUAUUACGGACACCAGAGAAUUGUUGCAUACAAAAAAUAGAAAGGACGAGACUUGUGAUCGGUUGAAAGGUGUUUUAGGGGAAGGCAUGACAAGCUGUGACGUGGAACAGACUGUUGAAGAUUUUACCGCUUUCCUGCGAUCUUCCUCUACUCUGCCCCCUUCUAUUACAGAAGAAAUGUUCACCUUAGAGCUUCCUGAAGAGCCAUGGAAGGCGCCACUUCCUGCACCAAGUCGCCUCUCCGUCACGAUGGACAACUCUCUAAGUCCCGCUCACACGCUAAUUCAAAUUCAUUGUCCUGACCACAAAGGCCUCCUUUAUGAUAUCAUGAGAACUCUAAAAGAUUAUAACAUCCAGAUAUCUUAUGGGCGAUUCUAUUCAUACCAAGGUGGAGACUGUGAAGUAGAUUUGUUUGUUAUACAAAUGGAUGGAAAAAAGCUUGUUGAUCCAAACAAGCAGAAGGCAUUAAGUGGCCGCUUGAAAAUGAACUUAUUCUCUCCACUCCGUGUGGCUCUUGUAAAUCGCGGACCUGACUUGGAGCUCUUUGUUGCUAACCCUGUUGAAUUGUCUGGCAAGGGCCGUCCUCUUGUGCUCUACGACAUUACUCUUGCCCUCAAGAUGCUCCAAAUACGUAUUUUCUUGGCGGAGAUAGGAAGGCAUACUAUUGGUGGCAGUGAGUGGGAAGUCUACAGAAUCCUCCUCAAUGAUGACCAUUUUUUGUCAUCAUCAAAGAACAAAAUUGUUGACAGAGUAACUAAGAUGUUGAUGGGCUGGAAUUGAUGAUCAUCAGAGUCCCAAGGGACUCUCCUCCUGCCUUUCAUGUUCAAAAUGAACAUUGGAGGUCAACAGUUUAUUUUCUUCCACUUAUUCCAGUUCACGCAGUAGCCCGGUAUUGAAGAUUGUGCACUGACUCAUCUAUAUAUAUAAUAUAUAUAUAGAUAUAUACAUACAUUUCACCUUAUUGCAUAAUUCAACGGUUUAUAAUGUGGAGGAAAGGUAAGAGAAGUAGAUGAAUGCCGCUUGCUAUGGAAGGCUACAGCAUAGCAUGCAAAUAGGAUUAAAAGAUUGCAGAUUAUGAAAUAUAGUUGAAACUUUGAAGCUGAUUAUCUGCUUUUGCUGUUCAUGUUUGCUUCACUUAGUUGCUUUAAUAUGUAACACUUACGAAUGUAUAUAAAAUAUUCAGGCAUAAAAUUAAUUGAUUUGCGCCACAUGAUCAUGCUGUGUUGUCUGAAACCUGCAGAUGCCUGUGCUUGAAACAAUUGAUUUAUCGGGUGAAAAAUGCUAAUUUGGAAAGUUUCUG
Messenger RNA from Phalaenopsis equestris, 2123 nucleotides. RefSeq names its product ACT domain-containing protein ACR10. The transcript is spliced from 7 exons. NCBI's taxonomy places the organism in Eukaryota, Viridiplantae, Streptophyta, Magnoliopsida, Asparagales, Orchidaceae. The record is from RefSeq and is a predicted model, not a curated record. Bases 338 to 1603 code for a protein of 421 amino acids.